Molecule: messenger RNA, 1974 nt
Organism: Perkinsus marinus ATCC 50983
Lineage: Eukaryota; Perkinsozoa; Perkinsida; Perkinsidae
Product: heat shock protein 70 precursor, putative
Exons: 1
Coding region: 1-1974 (657 amino acids)
Biological process (GO): cellular response to unfolded protein; protein refolding; endoplasmic reticulum unfolded protein response
Cellular component (GO): membrane; endoplasmic reticulum chaperone complex; cytoplasm
Molecular function (GO): ATP-dependent protein folding chaperone; ATP binding; heat shock protein binding
Source: RefSeq, a predicted model, not a curated record
AUGAAGUUCCUUUUACCUGCGCUUGCCUUAGUGGCAACCUCUGUCGUAGGGGCCAAGGACAGUAGUGAAAACAUCGACGGCCCCGUAGUUGGUAUCGAUCUGGGUACUACUUACUCCUGUGUAGGAGUCUACAAGAACGGCCGUGUCGAGAUCAUCCCCAACGAUCAGGGUAACCGUAUUACCCCCUCAUACGUCUCCUUUUCGGAGGAUGAGCGCUUCGUUGGCGAAGCUGCUAAGAACGAAGCUGCUGUGAACCCUCACAACACCGUGUUUGAUGUCAAGAGGCUCAUCGGUCGUCGUUUCAACGACAAGACCGUUCAGAAGGAUAAGAAGUUGCUACCGUAUAAGAUCACCAACAAGAACGACAAGCCUAUUAUUGAGGUCGAGAACAAGGGUGAGGAGAAGUACUUCAACCCUGAGGAGAUCUCUGCUAUGGUAUUGGGUAAGAUGAAGGAGACUGCCGAGAACUACUUGGGCAGCGAGGUUAAGAACGCUGUUAUCACCGUACCAGCUUACUUCAAUGAUGCUCAAAGACAAGCUACUAAAGAUGCCGGUACCAUCGCUGGUUUGAACGUCCUCCGUAUCAUCAACGAGCCCACGGCUGCAGCUAUCGCUUACGGGCUUGAUAAGAAGAACGAGGAGAACAUUCUCGUGUAUGAUCUUGGUGGUGGUACUUUCGAUGUGUCAUUGCUGACUAUUGAUAAUGGCGUCUUCGAGGUGGUUGCGACUGCUGGUGAUACUCAUCUUGGUGGUGAGGAUUUCGAUCAGCGUGUUAUGGAUCAUUUUAUCAAGCUUUUCCAAAAGAAGAAUCACAAGGAUCUUCGCACUGACAAGCGUGCCUUGGCGAAGCUUCGUCGUGAGGUCGAGAAGGGCAAGCGCGCUCUCUCCUCGACCCACCAGGUCCGCAUUGAGAUCGAGAAUAUCAUGGAUGGUAUCGAUUUCUCUGAGACUCUAUCUCGAGCUCGUUUCGAGGAGCUCAAUGCUGAUUUGUUCAAGAAUACUUUGGGUCCUGUAAAGACCGUCCUUUCCGAUGCCGGUAUGAGCAAGGGCGAUAUCGAUGAGGUUGUUCUUGUCGGUGGUUCUACUCGCAUCCCCAAGAUCCAAUCCUUGAUCAAGGACUACUUCAAUGGCAAGGAGCCCAACCGCGGCAUCAACCCCGAUGAGGCUGUUGCCUAUGGUGCCUCCGUCCAGGGUGGUAUCUUGAAGGGCGAGGCUGGUCAAGAUCUUCUAUUGCUGGAUGUGACUCCUCUUACUCUUGGUAUCGAGACUGUUGGUGGUGUCAUGACCAAGAUCAUCGGUCGUAACACUGUUAUUCCGACCAAGAAGUCCCAGACCUUCUCCACCUACCAGGACAAUCAGCCCGCUGUGAGCAUCCAAGUCUUCGAGGGUGAGCGUCCUCUUACCAAGGAUAACCAUCAGCUUGGCAAGUUCGAGCUCUCGGGAAUCCCUCCGGCUCCCCGAGGACAGCCUCAGAUCGAAGUCACUUUCGAGAUAGACGCUAAUGGUAUUCUCAACGUUAAGGCUGAGGAUAAGGGGACGGGCAAAUCCGAGAAGAUCACCAUCACCAACGACAAGGGCCGUCUUAGUGAGGAUGAGAUCGAGUCUAUGAUCAAGGAUGCUGAGAAGUACGCUGAAGAGGAUAAGAAGGUCAAGGAGCGUCUCGACGCUAGGAAUGCUUUUGAUGGCUACUUACGUGCUAUGCGGUCUGCGGUCGAAGGCAGUGGCUCCUUCAAUGGUCUCGGUGAUAAGAUGGACGAGGAUGAGAAGAACGAGGUUCUCGAUGCUGUUAGUGAUGGUGAGGAGUGGCUCCAGGCUAACGGUGAGACUGCGGAGCCUGAUGAGAUCAAGGACCAGCAGAAGGAAGUCGAGAGUGUCUGUGCACCUAUCGUUUCCAAGUACUACAACGCUGGUGCCGCUGAUGAAGAGGAUGACGAUGACGAUGACUAUGACUACGACUCUCCUGAUGAGCUGUAA